AUGAACAGCUCUGACAAAUACACUGUAAAUUAUCUGCAAUAUAAACUAGUCGAUGAGGAGGAUGAAACUCAAAUCCUUGAUAUGGAUUUCGAUCUCAAAGAAAGGUCUUCUGAGCAGAUAGCUAGUCCUGCAUCCAUGCGAGAUCAGGACGAACCAUGCCUCAUCAACAAGAUGCCUGCGGAGAUAAUUGCAGCUAUCGUGAGUGAACUCACACCCUGCAGGCGCACCUGUCUCGGAGUCACUUGUAAGGAUAUUUAUCAGUACUUCAAAUACUUAAGCCCAAAGCUAAUCGAUUUAUCUGAAAGGGCAGGCUCGAAAUUCCAAAAUAAACCUCUCCAUAUGCUUCUCAAGACUUGGAUCGGCCCCCAGUAUCGCCGUGGAGUCUUGAUACCCCACCAUUAUCUGCUUAAAUCCAUGUAUGGAGAAUCUCAAGGAUUACCAGAUAGUGGGAAGAAACUUGAAUUGGCGCAUAGAUACAUCGAUUAUCGUCGAUCUAGUAAGCCUAGGGUCAUGGAAGAUAGAAAGAUGCGCAUCCAUCCAUUUUUACUGUCAAAUCCAUGCAACAAAGGGGACAGCUGGAACGAGGAAGCUCUUGAAGUUAUGAGGGAAGACCUUAAAUCACGCCUCGAUGAUCAUACGCAAUGGUUUCAUUACUGGAAUUUCUUUCAUGUGUUUGGAUUGGAUGAAUAUCGGCAUUAUAAAUAUCUUCUUCUCCGGCGAAAGCAGCGGAUGUCAGAUAUCGCUUGGUGCAUUAUGCUGAGUGGAGGGAUGCAAUAG
This is a messenger RNA of Botrytis byssoidea, 777 nucleotides long. RefSeq lists its product as uncharacterized. The transcript is spliced from 2 exons. The record is from RefSeq and is a predicted model, not a curated record. The coding region runs from base 1 to 777 and encodes 258 amino acids. NCBI's taxonomy places the organism in Eukaryota, Fungi, Ascomycota, Leotiomycetes, Helotiales, Sclerotiniaceae.